Messenger RNA from Symbiodinium sp. CCMP2592, 546 nucleotides. NCBI's taxonomy places the organism in Eukaryota, Dinophyceae, Suessiales, Symbiodiniaceae. The record is from the annotation of a GenBank genome assembly.
AUGGCUGCAUCCGGCCAAUUCGUCCUGGGGUGGCUCUUCGAGAUCACCUUUCCGCUGCACCGGGAGUUCACGGAGCGGCCGCAGCCGCUGCUCCAGUACAGCCGCCAGUGGCAGCGCGGCUGGGACUACCGCGCCUGGGCCAAGAUCAUCCUGCAGUGCCUCCUCUGCGGCGCGGUCCCGCCGCACCGGCGCCUCGAGGUCCGCUUUCAGCUGCAGCGCGCGGGGCGCCUGGCGGGCGUUUGCGACGAGAUCGAGAUGCGCGACGUGCUGCGCGCCAGCUGGGUCCUGGAGCGCCCGGUGGUGCCCGCCAGCUGGGCGCUUGGGGCGGUUCGCGUGGUGGGAGAGACCGACGAGUACCUCGACCUGGUCGACGCCGCCCUGCCCGAGCGGCCCGCUGGCGCCCCGGAGCUGCCGCUCUACGGCGAGGCUCCUGCUUUCUCGCCGGAGAGCCUUCAAGAUGCGACGGAGUACAUGGCGGACCUGGUUGGGCAGCAUUUGGCCGGCGGCUUCUUCGACCAGGCAUCCGAGGAGGACGACGAGGACUGA